Molecule: messenger RNA, 798 nt
Organism: Chanos chanos (milkfish)
Lineage: Eukaryota; Metazoa; Chordata; Actinopteri; Gonorynchiformes; Chanidae
Gene: tnni4a
Product: troponin I4a
Exons: 6
Coding region: 1-798 (265 amino acids)
Biological process (GO): skeletal muscle contraction; cardiac muscle contraction
Cellular component (GO): troponin complex
Source: RefSeq, a predicted model, not a curated record
AUGGGCCGUGUGACCGCAGGCACGUUCCACAGGUGCGCUGGACCUCAUCUCUGUGCUGUUACAUGCUACGCCCGCUCACGGCACGUCAUGGGACAUAUGAGGUUGCUCCGCAUCACGGUCCUCUCCGACAGCUGCAGCUCUUAUUUUAGAGCCUGGAAUACAUCGUGCCAGGCAUUACUGGAAAGGUGCGCUCUCCCUCGGGAUGGGGAUCUGAGUCUUACCGUCUGCGUCUGGGUGAAACGCCGCUCAUAUGAGCCCGCCGCGGCAAGAAAAAAGAAAUCAAAAUACUCAGCAACUCGCAGACUCCUGCUGAAGUCCAAGUUGCUAAAAAAGGCAGAGAGCUUGCUGAUAAAGGAGAUAGAACAGAAGAAAAAGGAGAGAGAGGACACACUGAGAGAGAGAGUGCCCCCCCUCAAAGUCUCUGGGCUCUCCGUGCAGGAGCUGCAGGCGCUUUGCAAAGAUUUGCACCAAAAGAUUGACAUAGUGGAUGAAGCACGUUAUGACCUUACAGUAAAAGUGGCCCGCAAUGACAUGGAGAUUCAGUCUUUGACUCAGAAAAUUUAUGAGCUGAAGGGAAAAAUGAAGAGACCCAAUCUGAAGAGGGUAAAGAAAUCUGCCGACGCCACUCUGGGGGCCCUGACUGAUGCCAAACUAAUGAGGGCUGACUUUAAAGCCAACCUCAAGACUGUGAAGAAAGAGGACGACAAGAAAGAGGAGGUGACAGAUUGGAGGAAGAAUGUGGAGGCUAUGUCUGGAAUGGAGGGACGAAAGAAACUGUUUGAUGCUGGUGGACAGUAA